Molecule: messenger RNA, 1580 nt
Organism: Drosophila eugracilis
Lineage: Eukaryota; Metazoa; Arthropoda; Insecta; Diptera; Drosophilidae
Product: zinc finger protein 287
Exons: 5
Coding region: 16-1452 (478 amino acids)
Cellular component (GO): nucleus
Molecular function (GO): zinc ion binding
Source: RefSeq, a predicted model, not a curated record
CGCAUUCCGCUGUGAAUGGCUAUUGGCCGUGGACGCUUUCAUUCAGCUGUUGAAAUUUCGACAAGAACAAAACCAAAACUGCGUCGGAAUAUUUAUAAAUUCAAAGAAAUCGCGAUGAAAACGGAAUCCAACGAAAAGUGGGUUGUGUGCCGCGUUUGUCUGAACAAUCCCAGCGACGGCGAGGAGCUGCUCCACGAGAUAUUCAGUCAAACGGCUUACACUCGAUUAGAUCAGAUGCUACACAUUUGCGCAGGCAUACCAGUAAGUGUAGGUGAUAAUUUUCCCGACAAAAUGUGCAGCAAGUGUGUACGCUGCCUGCGGCUCUGCUAUAAGUUCCGACUGACCUGUCAGCGGUCGCACCAGCACAUCAUGGAUAUGCUCGACCGGGAGGCCUGUAAUACCAAAGCAUCUGGCGAUGGUGACAUCCUUAACCUCUCGGAAGAUAUAACGGUGGAGAGCGUGGUGAAGACUUGGGAGGAGGAUGCCAACCAACUAUGCGAGGCAUUUAAAGUGGAGGACAUGGGGUUUGACCAUCCAGAACAGCAUCAACAGAAUCUUAUUACCUACUUAGUGGAAGAUGCCGAGUGCGCUGAUGCUGUUUUGCUCGAUGAAGAGGAUCCUCCGCAGGCUGUUUUUGAUGUAGCCCAGACUGUGGUUGAGGACACAGAAUCCUACGCAGUAUAUGAAGAAUAUGAACUGCUUACCAGCAAUAAUCCAACAGAUGAGCACCACUCUGACACAAAUUUGACCACAGAAGAACUUCCAGAUGAUGACGGGACCGAGGAUAUAAUCAGUUCCGAUGAAAGUUAUGUCCCUGAGGAAAAGCCAGCUCGCGCAGCGACGACUACUCGCCAGCGUUUGACAAGAAUGCCAGCUCCAGCUAAAGUAACCACUACAGAUAUCGAAGUUGCCAAAAAGAAGCUGGGCAGGAAACCGCGCAACAAGCUCUGCACUUACAUCUGCGACGUAUGCGGGAAUAUCUACCCCACUCAGGCGCGUCUUACCGAGCACAUGAAAUUCCAUUCUGGUGUUAAACCACACGAGUGCGAGAUCUGCGGACGUGGCUUUGUCCAGAAUCAACAACUGGUGCGCCACAUGAACACGCAUACAGGAAAUCGUCCAUACAAAUGCAAUUAUUGUCCAGCUGCCUUCGCCGAUCGUUCCACCAAAACUAAACAUCAUAGAAUUCACACCAAGGAGCGUCCCUACGAGUGCGACGUUUGUUCUAGAACUUUUACCUACUCGGACAACCUCAAGUUUCACAAGAUGAUCCACACGGGGGAGAAACCGCAUGUCUGUGAUAUUUGUGGCAAAGGCUUUGUGAAGGCCUAUAAGAUGCGAUUGCAUCGUGGAACGCACGAAAGGCGUGGUUCCUGCCAAUGGAAACCUGAUGUGGAAAUGAACGCCGAAGGAGGGAGUCUUAAGGAGGAGUCGGCAGAGACCCCCAGUUAAUUAUCCAAAAAAUAUUUAAACAAAUAAGGACUUGUUUUCUUUAAGUUGAUAUGGAUAAGACCCAUUAGUUUUAGAUUUCAAAAAGCCCAUUGUUAUAGCUCUUCCAUUAAAAAGUCUGUGGAUUUAUA